This is a messenger RNA of Microcebus murinus (gray mouse lemur), 2759 nucleotides long. RefSeq names its product plasminogen (gene PLG). Lineage: Eukaryota; Metazoa; Chordata; Mammalia; Primates; Cheirogaleidae. Gene Ontology annotation, biological process: proteolysis. The record is from RefSeq and is a predicted model, not a curated record. Gene Ontology annotation, molecular function: serine-type endopeptidase activity; signaling receptor binding.
UCUUGUGCGAGUCAAUAACAUCCUGGGAUUGAGACACACCGUUUCCCAGACGCCGCCGGCCAGUCCCAACAUGGAACAUAAGGGAGUGCUUCUUCUCCUUCUUUUAUUUCUGAGAUCAGGUCAAGCAGACCCUCUGGAUGACUAUGUGAAAACCCAGGGGGCUUCCCUGUUUAGUGCCACCAAGAAGCAGCUAAGAACAGGAAGCAUAAAUGAAUGUGCAGCAAAAUGUGAGGAGGAAAAAGAAUUCAUUUGCAGGUCAUUCCAAUAUCACAGUAAAGAGCAACAGUGUGUGAUGAUGGCUGCAAACAGCAAGUCUUCUACAAUCGUGAGGAUGAGAGAUGUCGUUUUAUUUGAAAAGAAAAUGUACCUUUCAGAGUGCAAGACCGGGAGGGGAAGGAACUACAGAGGCACGGUGUCCAAAACGAGAAAUGGCACGACCUGUCAGAAGUGGAGCGCCAGCGUCCCCCACAGACCUAAUUAUUCCCCUGAUGCGUACCCCACAGAGGGGCUGGAGGAGAACUACUGCAGGAACCCAGACGACGACGAGCGGGGACCUUGGUGCUACACCAUGGACCCAAACCAGAGAUUCGGCUACUGCGAUAUUCCUGAGUGUGAAGAGGAAUGCAUGCACUGCAGUGGGGAAAAUUACCAGGGCAAAGUUUCCAAGACCAUGUCCGGACUGGAGUGCCAGGCCUGGGACUCCCAGAGCCCACAUGCCCAUGGAUACAUUCCUUCCAAAUUUCCAAGCAAGAACUUGAAGAUGAAUUACUGUCGGAACCCUGACGGGGAGCCCCGCCCUUGGUGUUUCACCACCAAUCCCAACAAGCGCUGGGAGCUCUGCGACAUCCCUCGCUGCACAACACCCCCGCCGUCUUCCGGGCCAACGUACCAGUGUCUGCAGGGAAGAGGCGAAAGCUAUCGUGGGAAGGUGGCUGUCACCGUGUCGGGGCACACCUGCCAGCGCUGGAGCGAGCAGAUCCCUCACAGACACAACAGGACGCCAGAGAACUUUCCCUGCAAGAAUCUGGAUGAAAACUAUUGUCGUAACCCGGAUGGAGAAGCAGCCCCGUGGUGCUACACAACCAACAGUGCAGUGAGGUGGGAAUACUGCGAGAUUCCAGCCUGUGGGGCCUCUCCGUUAUCCAUAGAACACCUGGAUGCUUCAGCACCGCCUGAGCAAACCCCUGUGGUCGAGGAAUGCUACCAGGGUAAUGGGCAAAGUUACCGAGGUACAUCAUCCAUCACUAUCACAGGAAGGAAAUGUCAAUCUUGGUCGUCUUCGACACCACAUUCACAUAAGAAGACCCCAGAAAACUACCCAAAUGCUGGCUUGGAAAUGAACUACUGCAGGAAUCCGGAUGCCGACAAAAGCCCGUGGUGUUUCACCACGGACCCCAGCGUCAGGUGGGAGUUCUGCAACCUGAAGAAAUGCCCAGACGCAGCAGGGGGUGUCGCUGCACCCCCGACUCUCUCCCAGGUCCCAAGUGUACAGGCUUCCUCUGAACAAGAGUGCAUCAUCGGGAACGGCAGAAGCUAUCGGGGCAAGACCUCGACCACUGUCACAGGGACUCCAUGCCAGGGGUGGGCUGCUCAGGAGCCCCAUCGUCACACCAUUUUCACUCCAGAGACAAACCCACGGGCAGGUCUGGAAGAAAACUACUGCCGGAAUCCCGACGGUGACGACAACGGUCCCUGGUGCUACACAAUGAACCCCAGGAAACUUUUUGACUACUGCGAUAUCCCUCGGUGUGCACCCUCACCCUCAUCAUUCGACUGCGGGAAGCCUCGAGUGGAGCCCAAGAAAUGUCCCGGAAGGGUGGUGGGUGGGUGCGUGGCCCACCCACACUCCUGGCCCUGGCAGAUCAGCCUCAGAACGAGAUAUGGACAGCACUUCUGUGGAGGCACUUUAAUAUCACCUGAGUGGGUGUUGACCGCUGCCCACUGCUUGGAGAGGUCCCGACUGCCUUCGUCAUACAAGGUCAUCCUGGGCGCACACCGAGAGGUGAAUCUCGAAUCAGAUGUGCAGCAGAUCGAAGUGUCCAGGCUGUUCUUGGAGCCCAGACGGGCAGAUAUUGCCUUGCUGAAGCUAAGCAGACCCGCGGUCAUCACUGACAAAGUGAUCCCGGCUUGUCUGCCGCCCGAGGAUUACGUGGUUGCCGACCGGACGGUGUGCUACAUCACCGGCUGGGGAGAAACCCAAGGUACCUUUGGUGCUGGACUUCUCAAGGAAGCUCAGCUCCCUGUGAUUGAGAAUAAAGUCUGCAAUCGCUAUGAAUAUCUGAACGGAAGGGUCAAAUCCACGGAGCUUUGUGCUGGGCAUCUGGUUGGAGGCAUUGACAGUUGCCAGGGUGACAGCGGAGGGCCUCUGGUUUGCUUCGAGAAGGACAAAUACAUUUUACAAGGAGUCACUUCUUGGGGGCUUGGCUGUGCACGCCCCAAUAAGCCUGGUGUCUAUGUUCGUGUUUCAAGGUUUGUUACUUGGAUUGAAGGAAUAAUGAGAAAUAAUUAAUGGGAUGGGGGACAGAGUGAAGCAUCAACUUACCUAGAAGCUGGAACGUGGGUAGGGAAUUUAGCAUACUUGGAAAUAAUUGACAGUAAUCCAACUAAGACACUGUCCCCAGCUAACGUCUACUGCCAAACCUCAGCAUCUUUUGUAUUAUUGUGUAUGACUUUUUCCUAUCCCUGGACUACUGGAUUCUGUAAUUAUAAGGCAACACAGCUAUAACGUCUGUUGACAAUAAACUCUGUACUUACUUUGA